CACUAGCCUAGAGCAUUCAGUGGGUGACUUGACCCAUUAGUCUCCAGUGGUAACGUCAGUGUAACUCACCGCAGAUAUAACUUUAUUAGAUAGCACUAUGCAGCUGUCUGUACAGAUGUCGGACUUCUUCAGGCUCCAACACUGAAAGCGUUGAAAGAACAUCAGGAGGACGCUGGUAGCAAAUGCUAACCUAGCUAGCUACACUGUUAGCAUCUCAGCAGCUGUUCCGUCCACUUGAAGGCAUCAUUGAGUCCUACGAUAGUCUAACGUUAAACAGACUAACGUUACAUACAGUCUACGAUACUACAGAUAUCAACUAACGUUAAUAGUUAUUUAGCGUGCAGCGUGUGGUGGUGCUCGGUGAAUGAGACAGCAACUCCUCUUGGAGAGAGCAGAGGAGCUCCGAGUUCUCCUGUUGAAUCCAGAGUGAGUCCAGCAGCCCCAGUGGACAUCUGCUGGAUUUCAGGACAAGAGAGGAAUGGAGGAGGACAACCAGAACCAGGAGCAGCGGAGCAACAAGGUCCCCAGAAGACAAGCAGCAGACUGGGACUCUGAUACCAGCCAUGUUCAGAAUCCAGAGUGAGUCCAGCAGCCCCAGUGGACAUCUGCUGGAUUUCAGGACAAGAGAAGAAUGGAGGAGGACAACCAGAACCAGGAGCAGCGGAGCAACAAGGUCCCCAGAAGACCAGCAGCAGACUGGGACUCUGAUACCAGCCAUGUUCAGGCGCCCUCAGCAGACGUCAAGCUGGCGACCGGAGCAGGAAAGAAGGGCAAGAAGGCCAAGGAGGAGGAGCAGCCUGCAGCUCCUCCUGCAGCUGCAGAAACGGCAGCAGUGAAGGAGGAGGAAGAGAAGGAGUAUGUGGUGGAGAAAAUGUUGGACCGCAGAGUGGUGAACGGAAGAGUAGAGUUUCUGCUGAAAUGGAAGGGGUUCUCAGAUGAGGAUAACACAUGGGAGCCGCAAGACAACCUGGACGUUGACCUUAUCACCGAGUACAUGCAGAAACACAAGGAGAAGGAGGAGAAGAAGAAGGAGAAGAAGAAGGGCAAGAGGAAAGUUGUCAGUGAGGCCUCGGGAGACUCAGAGGAGCGAGGGAGCAAGAGGAAGGAGGAAGAGGUGAGCGAAGGAAAGAGGUUACUCCAGACUGAAGAGUCCCAUAAAUCUAAUCUCAAUAUUAACGAAUAAUAAUAUAGUGCAGAAAAGCGAGGAAUUUAAAUGAUUUAUUAAAACUGUAAUAAUAACUAAGGCUGU
Molecule: messenger RNA, 1249 nt
Organism: Perca fluviatilis (European perch)
Lineage: Eukaryota; Metazoa; Chordata; Actinopteri; Perciformes; Percidae
Product: chromobox protein homolog 1-like
Exons: 5
Coding region: 632-1183 (183 amino acids)
Biological process (GO): chromatin organization; negative regulation of transcription by RNA polymerase II
Cellular component (GO): pericentric heterochromatin
Molecular function (GO): chromatin binding
Source: RefSeq, a predicted model, not a curated record